AUGACGAGCGGUAGUAUUCAAGCACUCAAAGGUACAUGGGAUUAUGUGGAUAGCGAGAAUUUUGAUGAAUUCAUGAAAGAACUUGGCGUGGGUUGGGCGAUACGUAUGGCAGCUAAAGGCGUGAAACCACGCCUUGUCAUUAGUGAAAAUGAUGGCAAAUGGAAUAUUAAAUCUGAGAGUACUUUCAAAACUGUUGCAUAUGAUUUCACUCCUGAUGUAGAAUUUAACGAAACAACACCAGAUGGACGUGAAGUGACAACAGUCAUUCAUUUUCAUGGUGAUAAAUGGGUCAAUGUUAGUAUUGAUAAAAAUGGAAAAAAAUCUGUGAUAACACGUUAUGUUGAUGAUAAAGGUCAACAAAUGAUCGACAUGGAAUGUGGUUCAGUCAAAGCUCGACGUUGGUAUAAACGUGCAUCAUAA
This is a messenger RNA of Adineta ricciae, 420 nucleotides long. The record is from the annotation of a GenBank genome assembly. NCBI's taxonomy places the organism in Eukaryota, Metazoa, Rotifera, Eurotatoria, Adinetida, Adinetidae.